AUGGCCGACAUACCUACUAUUCCAGAAGAUGUGCGCUGCUUAGAGUCACAAAGCUACUUUUCACAGGUCCCCGAAGCCAUCCGGGAGUGUGCUAAAGGCGAUGCCAUCAUCCUAGGCGUCGAUGAGGCAGGGCGUGGCCCAGUUCUGGGACCCAUGGUGUAUGGAGUGGCAUACUGCACUCGUGAAUACCAGGAUACUGAGGUCUGUCGUCAUGGUUUUGACGACUCCAAGAAGCUAACUGACCCAAUUCGCAGAAAGCUUUUUCGCAUGAUUUACUCUGGUGAACUCAAUGGCAUUGGAUUUGCUACAACGGCAAUCACCCCUGCGGAUAUCAGCGGCGGCAUGCUUCGCUACCCCCCAGAAUACAACUACAACCUAAAUGAACAAGCUCACGAUGUCACAAUGGCCCUCAUCCAGGGAGUUCUGGAUUCCGGCGUCGCUCUGGAUCAUGUCUACGUAGAUACGGUAGGCCCACCGCUUACAUAUCAGAAUAAACUAGAACGCCGUUUUCCAAGCUGCAAGUUCACGGUAGCCAAAAAGGCCGACUCCCUCUACCCAGUGGUAAGCAUUGCAAGUGUCAUAGCUAAAGUCACACGAGACGUAUGGCUCGAACUGCUGAAGUCACACCCAGGCGAAGAGCUUGGAUCAGGAUAUCCAGGUGAUCAAAAGACCAUCGCAUGGCUUAGGGCCAAUCUCACACCUUUAUUAGGCUGGGAUCCCGCUAUUGUCCGAUUUUCCUGGCAAACUUCACGUACACUAUUGGAAAACUCGCCGGAAGCCAUCAAGAUCGAGUGGGAAGAAGAUGCAUCCAAGAAGAAGGCCUCUCGCAUAACAUCAAGUAUGUUACAGCCUAAUCAACCAUUGAAUAUCACUUCUAACGUUGAUGCUGUUAUUUCUCUUGAUGCAUGGUAUGGGCAUGAGAAUAAGAUAUAA
This is a messenger RNA of Eremothecium sinecaudum, 933 nucleotides long. RefSeq names its product ribonuclease H2 catalytic subunit RNH201 (gene RNH201). Lineage: Eukaryota; Fungi; Ascomycota; Saccharomycetes; Saccharomycetales; Saccharomycetaceae. Bases 1 to 933 code for a protein of 310 amino acids. Gene Ontology annotation, biological process: DNA replication, removal of RNA primer; mismatch repair. The transcript has a single exon. Gene Ontology annotation, cellular component: ribonuclease H2 complex. The record is from RefSeq and is a predicted model, not a curated record. Gene Ontology annotation, molecular function: RNA binding; RNA-DNA hybrid ribonuclease activity.